AUGGCAGAAGGUAGAGACGGAAAAUCGCGCCGCAGAAAGUCAAAGGCGGGGCAUUCUAAGUCCCGCCGCCGCAGAACUGUGGCCAAGGCUGUGGAUCUUGAGGACAAGUUCGAUGUCAAGAAACUCUUCCAGGAGAAGUCUGCCUUGAGUGAAAUAACUUCCACUGAGCUUCAGAAUGCUAAGAAGGCUCUUUAUCAGGCGGCCAAAACAGCUGUUCGCGCUCGCCGAGUCGAUCCAGCCAAAUCCACCGAAGCGGCCAAAAAACUCAAUGCGAAGGCGAAAGAAAUCAAAAAUGCUGCUGAUGGAAUCUACAAGAACUCUAAAGCCAAUAAGAAGGCAGCACUCAAGUUGAACAAGACGUUAAAAAAACACGCCUCAGAUAUUGAUGGAUCGGUCCUUUCUGGCGAAGCAGAUGUCCCCGUUGAUCCCGUUGAAGCAUCUCAAGAGGCCGCAGAGCUUUCAAAAACUGCUGCCGCAAUUGCCGAGCAAACUGCAAAAGUCACCGCUGAUCCAAACGAGGAAUCCGUCACUGACGGCCCUGAACUCGCCAAGGAAGCAUUCAAGACUGCUAAAGCCAAGGCUCAAACCUCCAUCAAGCGAGCAAAGGCUGGAGCGAACAACUAUCUCAAUCUCUUGGAAAAGAGCAUCAAUGAUUUGAAAAACAACGGCGAGAAGUCACUCAAGCAGCUUGCUAAAGCGACCAAGGACAAGAACGAUGGAAGCUGCUUAACUUCUGUCAAGGAAGGAUUCAACGAGCUGGCGGAUAAAGUUGAGGAUGCGCUUGAAGAUGCUGAGGAGGAAGCGAGAAAGCUCCUCGGUGAAGCCAAGGAAUCCCUCGAAGAAGCCACUAACGCCGGCCUCGAUGUCAUUUCCGACAUAACCGGAGCUGCAGCUGAAGCAACUGGCGCCGACACCACUGAUGGCGGCGCUCUUUCUUCCUGCAAAGAAAAGAUCAACGCUUGCAAAGAACAAGUGGAAGACAAACUCGAAGAUGUUCAGGAAGCAAUUGAAUCCGUCGCCGAACACGCCGCUAACGCUGUCGAUGAGCUUGGUGAUCUUUUCGAAGAAUCCGCGGACAAGGUCGCCGAGGCGGGAGAGCAAGCCCUCGCUGCAGUUGAGAAUCAAAUCCAAGCGGAUGGAGGAGCCUGGUCUUCUCUCCAAGCGAGCUGCGCAAAAUGCACCGCUGAGACUCGAGAAGCCAUUGAUGAGCUCGCUCAGGAUGCUCAGGAGUUGGUCAAGGAUAUUGAAUCUGAGGUCAAAGAUGCGCUCAAUCUCGAUGAUGAUAAUGAGGAGCCUGAAGCUGAAGCUGAUCCUGCUGCUACUGCAUAA
This is a messenger RNA of Oikopleura dioica, 1329 nucleotides long. Lineage: Eukaryota; Metazoa; Chordata; Appendicularia; Copelata; Oikopleuridae. The record is from the annotation of a GenBank genome assembly.